Molecule: messenger RNA, 2001 nt
Organism: Antechinus flavipes (yellow-footed antechinus)
Lineage: Eukaryota; Metazoa; Chordata; Mammalia; Dasyuromorphia; Dasyuridae
Gene: CD5
Product: CD5 molecule
Exons: 11
Coding region: 118-1521 (467 amino acids)
Biological process (GO): T cell costimulation
Cellular component (GO): plasma membrane
Source: RefSeq, a predicted model, not a curated record
AUACAAGUGACGCAGAACCCGACACCCCCCCAACCUGUCCUCCUCCUUCCCCUGGGGAACAGACAAGGAGCAGACACCUCGCCCCCCAGCUCCACACGUGGGAGAAGCACCCUGCCCAUGGGCCUCUGCCGGUCACCGCCGACCCUGCUGUACCUGCUAGGGACACUGGUAUGUUCCUGUCAUGGAGGACCACAGCAGACCCUCUCAGGACCCUCCAAGGACGUCAUUAACUCUGGCUCCUCGUGUCAGGUACUACUGGAGGUCAAGCUCAAUCAUACAAAGAGCGUUUUUUGCCUGAAAGAGCAGAAGGAGCAGCCCCUGACUGAGCUGCACAGAAAGCUGGGCUCCUUGAGGACCCCCAAAGAUAUGGCCUGCUCUUUCAUCAAUCCUUCUCUUCUGGACCCGACCAGAAAUGCCUCCUCGACAGAGCUGAAAGUGGACUGCCACGAAGCAGUUACCAAAGUCACUCCGCCCACCCAGCGGCCCACUGUGACCUCCCCUGAGCCCACUGGCCCUUCAAGGUUCCUGCUGGUGGAGGGGAAGGAGAGACUCCGAUGCGCGGGAGUGGUUGAGCUCUACAGGGGACGUAUGGGAGGGAGCAUCUGCUUCGACUCCAAAACCUGGACGGAUGCCCUGGGUGACAAAAUCUGCCAGGAACUGAACUGCGGCACUUUCCUGGAACUUCUGGACCAACCAGCAGAGAAAACAGACUCGGGGAAUCCUGAGGGCCUGAAGCCCCUACCCAUCCUCUGGGAGGUUGGGAACCAGAAUGGAACUUCAUUGGACCAAGUCUUCACUAAGCAGAAGAGCUGUAGGCAAAACAAAACCAUUUCCCUUGUCUGCUCUGAUUUCCAGCCAAAGGUGAAAAGCAGACUGAAGGGUGGAAGCAAUCCCUGCAAGGGCAUCGUGGAGGUAUACUUUGAGGGUCAGUGGAAAGCCUUGUGUGGAAAAAGAAAAAACUGGGAAGAGGUGUGCCAUGAGCAACACUGUGGAAGCCUAAUCUCGGAGGAGGAUGUAUUUCAAAAAUCAACAUCUGCCAAAUCCAGCAUGCUCCACUGCAAAUAUGGGAACCUGUCUCGUUGCUACACAUUCUUACCAGGAGACCCACUCUGCAAAGGCACAACGAUUGAGUGCCAGGAUCUAAAUGCAGCUGGGCCCGGGGCAGGGACCGUGAUGAGCAUCAUUCUGACCUUCAUCCUUGUGGCGAUCCUUCUAGUGACGUGUGGGCCUGUGGCCUACAAGAAACUAGAAAAGAAAUUCCGCCAGAAGAAGCAGCGCCAGUGGAUCGGUCCAACGGGAGUGAACCAGAACGUGUCUUUCCAUCGCAACCACACGGUAACCAUCCGGUCCCAAGUGGAGAAUCCUGGAGCCUCAAACGUGGAGAAUGAAUAUAGCCAGCCUCCCAGGCACUCCCGCCUCUCGGCUUACCCAGCUCUAGAAGGAGCCCUGGACCGGACUUCCCACCCGCCAGAUAACUCCUCUGACAGCGACUAUGACCUCCAUGGGGCCCAGAGGCUGUGACAGGCUGAAAGGUGAACGAGCCAGGGUCUUCCGGCCCAACACGCAUCUUCCUGAGAACCUUCUGCACUCAUCACCUUGACGAGAUUCCCCCAUUUUACUUCCCGCUGUGAAGGGUCAGAAGCAAGGUCGCCACUACCGAGUCUCAUUACCCACGUCCCCACCUCGUCCCUACCCCCCAAACCCAACCCGGGGAAGCCCUCCCCUCCCCACAGCUCUGGCAGCCCUUCCCUUUCCAUGUGUGAGACGCAGGGCCCCGGCCGCAGCCCCCUCCAGGAACACAGAGCCCCGGUCCUGUCCGGGCCCACAGACCCACCUGUGCCCCGCGGCCAGUGCCCGGAAGGGGCCGCCUCCCAGCCCCCUCCCCCCCCCAACUCCAGCCCCUUCCUCCGACGAGGAACAGGGGAGAAUUCACACUCGUGUCCCUGGAUGAGAAUGUCUCUACUGUUUUGUGUAAAUAAUGCUUUCUAUACAAUCUGACAA